UGGUAGGGCCUGCCAGAGAGGGUAAAAAUGGAAAGGUGGAAGAGGAAGACGACGAAAUGACGGUGAAGUGUGCGGCGUGCGAACAACGGGAGGAUGCUUUGGACAAUUUGAGCCGGAAACGUUUCAAGAUCAAUACAUCCUGCGGGCAUUAUUUUUGCGACACAUGCAUCCAGCGGGAAUUUGCCCGAAAAACCCGU
This is a messenger RNA of Nannochloropsis gaditana CCMP526, 197 nucleotides long. RefSeq lists its product as uncharacterized. The transcript has 2 exons. The annotation marks the transcript as partial. The record is from RefSeq and is a predicted model, not a curated record.